Theileria orientalis strain Shintoku is the source of this 2238-nucleotide messenger RNA. RefSeq lists its product as hypothetical. The record is from RefSeq and is a predicted model, not a curated record. Lineage: Eukaryota; Apicomplexa; Aconoidasida; Piroplasmida; Theileriidae. The coding region runs from base 1 to 2238 and encodes 745 amino acids. The transcript has a single exon.
AUGGAAGUAUACUCACCAACUACAGAUAACGCAUACGAAUACAAAUCAGACGCUACGAACAAAGCAGUAAACAAGAGGAGAAAUUAUCAGAACUUGCAAAGGUCGAUCGAAGCACAUAAAAAAAGGCUGGCAAUGGCCCGGCUCAAAAACGGGAAGAAUCUGCCCGGGGACGAACUGGUGAAACAGGACAAUUCGCUGUACUGUAGGCAGAGCACAGCGGACACGAAUGAAAAUUACGAGUCCUGCAGGUUCCGCCGCCACACUCAGAGUUCGCUGAACAAGAUCACGAGGCCCGUCGUGAAGUACAACAGCCUGAGCAGCUCCAACAGCUUUGACGCUGGCUACGAAAACGAAAAGCUUUAUAUUAAAAAGUACGAGGACUUUGAAAGAACAAAGGACGAGUCCAUGGUGAAAUACAACGGCAACCUAGCUCCAAAGUAUAGUAACGGAAGCGACUUCACAUUUGAUCCUGAAGUUAAAGGGAAAAAGGUUGAACUGGACUCGGACGAACUGGAGAAGAAAGUGGUCGAGAUUCUGGGAAAACUGUUACUGAAGCAGGAAAUUAAACAACAUUCGCAGAUUGUGGCACAAGAAUCAACUAUAUGGAACCAGAAUAGAGCCCACAACAACGUUCUCAACGAACAAGUAAACUCAACCUCGGACAAUCAUGAGCAGGUGGUGGACAUUUUAACCAAGUGCAUCUCAACGACCUUGAACUCAGCGACAAACGAGUCCCUAGAAAACGUAAGCAGCGGUAGGACCUCAAAGAGCGUAAACGUGGAAAUCAACCUGAACAUGCCUGCUCCGAAGCCCGUGGAGCAAACGUUCACCAUGAAUGUGAACAACACUGUCGAAGAGGUGGGAGACGUGUUCAUAGAAAACGUCUUCAACAGAGAUACUAAAAUCGUCCAGGAAAACAUCUUUAAGAGGGCCUACGACAAAGUCAAGUGCCUGUACUUGCCAGAAAGGAAAUCCGACUUGAAUGGGUACCAGAAAAGGUCAAACACACCAAAUGCUGUCCUUAGACAGGGGGGAGCCACUCUGAGGCAGAGUGAGAAUGCAGCAAAUUUUGUCAUGAAUAACCAAGCUGUGGUUUACAAAACGAAGAAAGCGCACUCCGCUUGGCUAGAGUCUCAAGGGUGGAAGAAUAGCAUGAACAGAGGUCUUCCAAGCAGCUUUCAGUGGAACAAGAAAGUUUGGAACAAUACUAAUGUUAUGAACAAGGCGAAUCCAAGUGGCUGGGUUGGAAAUAAGCAAGAAACCAAGGUUAGAGUUAAACCAGUUCAAAGUACUUUGAACGAAGAAAAGGAUGCUAAAACAAACGAUAAACAAAAGCAAAUAGCCAGGAACACAAGUCUGGUGGAACUCAGUAAAAUGUUCAGGCCGUUUACGAGAUCAAGGUCUCAAUCUGUGCACUUUCAGGCUAAAAAUAACCAAAAUAUUCCUCCCAUGCCCAGAAACAACACUUUUGUGCAACGAACCAGGUUAUUAGCAAGGAGUGCAACUCCUGCCCCCCUGAAAAACGGCAACGUGUUCAAUGGUUUCAACAAUGUUCAGUUGAACAAGCCUCAGCAGAAGAACAGCUUUAAUACACAACCUCAGGCCGCAUGGGUAGAUGACACCUUUGAUCCAUUCAAUCUCAAGCAAAAAUUCGGAGUACAAGGUGCCAACGCCCGGAGCAGUGAAAAGAGGUUAAGUACCUGGAAGGAGAAACCAGCAGUAAACGUUCAAACUAACAACGUUGAUAGCACACCACUGGUUAAUAGAAACAGCAGUUUUAACUUCUUCGGUAGAAAUAGUGGACUUAAGAGAGGAAACCAGGAAUUCCUGGCGAGCUAUAACGCAAAUUUCAUAGAAAGAUUCGAGAAAAGCGGCGUACACUGCGUGGAUCCAUUCGUGAGAUUGAAGCAGAGCGUGAUGCCGAAUCUGCAGAGGACGCAGAAUGUAGGGAACCAGUGGAGCGAACAGAACAGGCCUAACUACCAGAUUCCACAGUCUGCCAAACUAGUUAGGCAAUCCCAAACGCCAAACACACUAUCAGGAGUGAAAAGGAUAAACACAGAACCAAGAAUGUUGAAUAAGUUCCAGUCAGCGGGAGAUGCCUUCGUAAAUUAUAAACAGUACACAGACAAUCUAAGCUUAGGAGGAAAUAAAACAAAUACGAGGCUCAGGCUGCUGAAUUCCCAAAGCGUAAUUAACACAUUGAACAAUUUAUCAAGAUUGAAUACAAUGUAUUAA